Molecule: messenger RNA, 573 nt
Organism: Trichoderma gamsii
Lineage: Eukaryota; Fungi; Ascomycota; Sordariomycetes; Hypocreales; Hypocreaceae
Product: succinyl-CoA:3-ketoacid-coenzyme A transferase subunit A
Exons: 2
Coding region: 1-573 (190 amino acids)
Molecular function (GO): succinyl-CoA:3-oxo-acid CoA-transferase activity
Source: RefSeq, a predicted model, not a curated record
AUGGCUGUGGCUAUUUUCGUUGACCCGUCUAUUGAGGUCCACUUGCAAAGCGAGAAUGGAAUUCUUGACCUAGGGCCGUAUCCAGUGGAAGGUUCUGAAGAUGCAGACUUGAUUAAUGCUGGUAAAGAGACUGUUACCUUAAAACCAAGAGCAGCGGUAUUUGGCUCCGAAGAAAGCUUGGGGAUAAUUCGCAGCGGUAGAAUCAAUCUGACUAUUGUUGGGGCUAUGCAAGUGUCCGCCAAUGGUGAUUUGGCGAACUGGAUGCUGCCUGGUAAGGUGAAGGGCUUUGGAGGAGCCAUGGAUUUAGUAUCAAAUCCCACUAAAACAAAGGUUGUUGUUGUAACGGAGCAUACAGAUAAGAAGGGCAAUGCGAAGAUUGUGCCUCGCUGCGCAUUCCCUCUUACAGGUAAAGGCUGUGUAUCAAGAAUUAUCACAGAUUUGGCCGUUUUUGAUGUUGAAUUUGCCAAGGGUCUUACGCUUACAGAGAUUGCGGAUGGCGUGACGGUAACUGAGAUCAAGGCCAAGACAGCAUCGCCGUUUAUAGUUAGCAAGGAUUUGAAACCAAUGCUAUAA